GGAUAGGAGGAGCAUCAAUAGCAUUACAGACUGCAGCAAACACAUCUCAUGCAAAAGGCAGAAGAGCAGAGAGGAGAAAACUUUAGAGAAGAGAAAGAGGAAAUACAGUGAUUGAGAGAAAACUAUGCUGCUUGAGGAAGAACAGACAUAAACUGACAAUCGAAUACAUCAGGAAUUACAUAAGCAACAUGUCUCGGUCACCAGGAAGAAAGCCGGAGAACCACAAAAUAAGCAGAGAACUUUUUGUACUGACAUAUGGGGCUUUGGUAGCCCAGCUGUGCAAGGACUAUGAAAAUGAUGAAGAUGUCAACACCUGUUUAGAUAGAAUGGGAUACGGCAUUGGUGUAAGGCUGAUUGAUGACUUUUUAGCUCGUUCAGCUGUUAAAAAAUGCCGCAGUUAUUCGGAAACUGCAGACAUGAUUGCACAGGUUGCUUUCAAGACAUACCUUGGGAUCACCCCUAGUGUGAGUUGCAGUAGUGCUGCAGGAAAUGAAUUCUCCUUAAUCCUGGACAAAAACCCACUAGUGGACUUUGUGGAGGAGCUGCCAGCAGAACGAGCAUCACUUUGCUACUGUAACCUCCUCUGUGGGGUGAUUAGAGGUGCCUUGGAAAUGGUUCACCUAGAAGCAGAAGUCACCUUCCUCCAGGACAGGCUGAAGGGUGAUGCUGUGACAGAAAUAGGAAUUACAUUUUUAAGGAAGCCUGAAGGCAGAAAGCACAAAAGGAAUAAAUGAAAGAAAUAUUGGGAGAAACCCUUGCUGAGGGAUAUUUUGCAGCUUUUGUUUC
Molecule: messenger RNA, 786 nt
Organism: Manacus vitellinus (golden-collared manakin)
Lineage: Eukaryota; Metazoa; Chordata; Aves; Passeriformes; Pipridae
Gene: TRAPPC3L
Product: trafficking protein particle complex 3 like
Exons: 5
Coding region: 189-734 (181 amino acids)
Biological process (GO): intra-Golgi vesicle-mediated transport; endoplasmic reticulum to Golgi vesicle-mediated transport
Cellular component (GO): cytosol; TRAPP complex; cis-Golgi network membrane
Source: RefSeq, a predicted model, not a curated record